Molecule: messenger RNA, 546 nt
Organism: Amphimedon queenslandica
Lineage: Eukaryota; Metazoa; Porifera; Demospongiae; Haplosclerida; Niphatidae
Product: piggyBac transposable element-derived protein 3-like
Exons: 1
Coding region: 1-546 (181 amino acids)
Source: RefSeq, a predicted model, not a curated record
AUGGGAGAUUCUAAGUAUGAGAAGUGGGAAAAGUUUGGGGCCAGUGAUCUGUAUGCCUACUUUGGUAUCAUGAUAUUGAUGGGGCUUGUUGAUCUCCCUUACCUUUACAACUACUGGAGCAAGGACAAAAUUUUUUGUUAUCCAGCUAUUGCUGAAAAAAUGGCGCGUGAUCGCUUCAUUGACAUUCACAAGUACCUUCAUUUUACUAACAAUGAAGCACAUGGCAGUGAUCUAGAUCACCUGUGGAAGGUAAGGGAAGUACUAAGUAUGAUAAAAAGGUUUUGCCUUUAUAAUCAAAACAGAGAAUGCCCCAUUGACAAGGUGAUGGUUCCAUACAAAGGGAACUCGUCACUCAAGCAAUAUAUGCCAAAGAAGCCUGUGAGACGUGGUUUAAAGGUGUCGGUGAGAGCAUAUAGCCAUAAAAGAUGUGUCUCAAUUCCAAGUGUAUGUAAGCAGGGAAAUAUCACCAUAGAGGGGUCUUGGGGCGAGAGUAGUGAAAGAUCUUUCUCGCAGCCUUGUACACAAGCACCAUCACUUAUACUGUGA